Messenger RNA from Pyrus x bretschneideri (Chinese white pear), 1877 nucleotides. RefSeq lists its product as uncharacterized. The record is from RefSeq and is a predicted model, not a curated record. Bases 360 to 1877 code for a protein of 505 amino acids. The transcript is spliced from 3 exons. NCBI's taxonomy places the organism in Eukaryota, Viridiplantae, Streptophyta, Magnoliopsida, Rosales, Rosaceae.
GACCAUUCUAUUUUUAUUUUUAAUUUUACGUAUAUUUCUUUCUCCCUUUUAUUUUAUAAUAAUUCGAUUAUCACCAUCUCAGAUUCUCAACCUCGAUUUCUACCCCCUGCCCCGUUCAGAUUUGAAUCAUGAACUCUCCUCAUUCCUUCCUCCCUCUCUCUCUCCCUCUAUCUCUCUCUCCUAUAUUAGCAUCCAUUUUCUCACCCUUCAAAACCUCCCACUUUUGAAAGUUGAAACCUCUUCAACUUUUUUAUGCUGCUGAAAAUUAUCAUCCAAAAUCUGUUUUCGCUAAAUUAAUAUUUACAUUAAUCGGCUUUUUUCCUACAAAAAUCCCUUUUGAAAGCUGCAAGCUUUUUUCGAUGAACAUGGCGGCGCAGAAGCACUUACACGAGCUGCUGAGAGAAGUCCAGGAGCCGUUCCUGCUCAACAACUACAUUGCCGAUAAACGCUGCCAGCUGAAAAGUGCUUCCACGAAAAGCCAACAACACUUACAGGUCAAAAAACGCAGACCCAUCUCCCAAGUUUCAAACUUUCCCGGCAAUCUUUGCAAAAACGCCUGCUUUUUCUCCCUCCAAGACUCGCCGGACCUCAGAAAAUCCCCGCUCUUUGAUUUCUCGUCACCGGCGGCCAAAAGCCCAUGCAAAAGUCCUAACGCUAUCUUCCUCCAUAUCCCGAACAGAACCGCCGCUCUCCUCGUCGAAGCCGCGAUGAGGAUUCAGAAGCAGUCGGUGAACUCAAAACCGAAAACCCAGAGCAAAAACCACGGGUUCGGGCUACUCGGGUCGCUUUUUAAGAGGUUAACGAAUCGGAAUCGGACCCGAAAGCGGGAAAUCAACGGUGGCGAUGGGGUUCAGGUCUCAGUGAAGGACAUUCUCCAGUGGGAUUCGUCAGUGGGGCGAAGAAAGAUUUCUUCCGAUCAGUUGGAGGAAACGGUUGAGUCUUGUUUGGAAGUUGAGGACAAAAGUGCUUCCCUCAUAAGCAUUGGGAGGCCCAGCAGCGCGGUGUGGUCCGAAACCAACGAAGCCACUUCAAGCAGCUGCAGCCAGUCCGAGGAGGAAUCGGCCGAUACAGAUUGCCCUUGUAAUUGCGACAAGAUUAAUGCUUUUUGCGAAAGCCCUUUUCGUUUCGUCCUCCAACCAACCCCCUCGCCAUCCGGCCACUGCACGCCGGAAUUCACGUCGCCGGCGGCGUCCCCUAGUCGCCACAAACAAGAGGAGGAGGGGUUGCAGAAAUUCCAAGCAGAAGUGGAGGAGGAGGAAGAGAAGGAACAAUGCAGUCCGGUUUCUGUAUUGGACCCUCCGUUCCAAGAAGAUGACGAGGGACAUGACGAUGAAGACGGUUUUGACUUGGAGUGCAGCUAUGCCAAUGUGCAGAGAACAAAGCACCACCUUCUGCUGAAGCUUCGUAGAUUUGAGCAAUUGGCGGGGUUAGAUCCAAUUGAACUCGAAAAAAGGAUGCUAGAAGAAGAAGAUGAUGAUGAUGAAUGUGACGAUGACGAGUCAGAAACAUUGGAUAGCAGCAGGGAAGAAACUCUUGAUGGGCUUCUCAGAGAAGUACUUUCCAAAUUAAACUUCCCUUGUAACAAAAGUAUCCCCGAAGACAUGCAGAUAUUGUUCAUGGAUCUCAUUGUCGAGGAACAGAGAGAAGUGGAUGAUGCUUUUGACAGCAGAGAAGACGUGGUGAGAAGGGUCUGCAAGAGAUUUGAAUCUUGGAAAGAGGUGGAGUCGAACACCAUUGACAUGAUGGUGGAACAAGAUUUCCGGAAGGAGCUCGACGGGUGGAAGAAAAGUCAAGAUCAAAUGGGAGAAACUGCAAUGGAGAUUGAGCUUGCAAUCUUUGGCCUACUGGUGCAGGAAAUGGCAAUGGAACUAGUUUGA